Molecule: messenger RNA, 1721 nt
Organism: Neocloeon triangulifer
Lineage: Eukaryota; Metazoa; Arthropoda; Insecta; Ephemeroptera; Baetidae
Gene: hgo
Product: homogentisate 1,2-dioxygenase
Exons: 10
Coding region: 140-1477 (445 amino acids)
Biological process (GO): L-phenylalanine catabolic process
Cellular component (GO): cytoplasm
Molecular function (GO): homogentisate 1,2-dioxygenase activity
Source: RefSeq, a predicted model, not a curated record
UUAAAAGCCGCCAGCAGCAGGUUCAUUAAAAAAAGGUGUAUCUUCAGAUCGCGGCAGUGGAGAGAGUAAAAAAGAACAAAAUUUAAGUCGCCGGGCCUCCCAUUCCAUUGCCAGCGUGACAGCCAAGGGGUCAACAACGAUGUCCACAAACGAACAAUUCAAGUAUCUGAGCGGAUUUGGCAACGAAUUUGCGACUGAGGAUCCACGCUGCCCAGGCGCCCUCCCCGUCGGCCAAAACAACCCCCAAAAAUGCCCCUACGGACUCUACGCCGAGCAAUUGUCUGGAACUGCUUUCACAGCCCCCAGGACUGAGAACCAGAGGUCGUGGUUGUACAGGAUCCGUCCGUCUGUCAUUCACAAACCAUUUGCGCCACUUCAAGCUGCUCCCAAAUUUUUCAACCACGACUGGAACGAAAAUGAGCCGAAUCCAAAUCAGAUGCGUUGGAGGCCCUACGAUAUUCCUGCCUUGGAGAAAGCAGUCGAUUUCCUCCAGGGCUUGCACACCGUUUGUGGCGCCGGAGAUGCGAAGACUCGAAACGGAAUCGCGGUCCACGUUUACUUAUGCAACACUUCCAUGACCAACUCUUGCCUUUACAACUCCGACGGUGACUUCUUGUUCGUUCCGCAGCAAGGCCGCCUCAAAAUUACGACCGAAUUUGGAAAGCUGAUUGUCAACCCCAAUGAAAUCUGUGUUAUUCAGCAAGGAAUUCGCUUCAGUAUUGAAGUGGAAGGGCCAACUCGUGGCUACAUUCUCGAAGUCUAUGACGGGCACUUCCAACUUCCAAACCUCGGACCCAUUGGCGCCAACGGUUUGGCAAACCCAAGAGACUUCCUGACGCCAGUGGCUUGUUACGAGGACCGAGAUGUACCUGAAGGGUUCAGGGUGGUCUCCAAGUUCCAGGGUAAACUGUUUGAAGCCAAGCAGUUGCACAGCCCCUUCGACGUGGUCGCCUGGCACGGAAACUACGCGCCGUACAAAUACAACCUGGACCACUUCAUGGUCAUCAACGCCACGCAGUUUGACCACGCUGACCCUUCGAUUUUCACUGUGCUGACUUGCCCUUCGAACAAGCCCGGAGCAGCAAUCGCUGACUUUGUGAUCUUCCCUCCGCGCUGGGCGGUCCAGGAACACACAUUCCGACCUCCAUACUACCACAGGAACUGCAUGAGUGAGUUCAUGGGACUGAUUAAGGGCAAUUACGAAGCCAAGGAGGAUGGAUUCGCCCCUGGCGGCGCCUCUCUCCACUCGAUGAUGACUCCCCACGGCCCUGAUUACAAGUGUUUCGAAGGCGCCUCAAAUGGAGAACUGAAACCAGUGCGCGUUGCUGAUGGCACACAGGCUUUCAUGUUCGAGUCAUCGCUGAGUUUGGCAGUGACCAAGUGGGGAGAGGAAACGUGCCAGAAGUUGGAUCACACCUAUUACGAAUGCUGGCAACCUUUGAAGAAGCACUUUGACCCCAAUUGGAAGCCUCAAUAAUUUAAAAAAAAAAUAUUAUCAAAAAUAAAAUAAUGGUGGUAGUUCAUAUAUUUACAUGAAUAAAAACUUGCUCGGAUUUGAUUUACCAUUAACAAAAUGAUUAGCUUUAUUUAAUAUGUUACAAAUAUUUAUAUACGGCCUUUGCGCGGUAUUAUGUAUAAUUUGAUAGCCAAGAAGCAGUAUCAACAGAGAUUUCAAUAUGAUAUAUACUUUUCCUGAAAUAUAUUUCUGCAUCUUUGUCCAA